AAAUACACAACGGCUGCAUCGCUCUUCAGUCUGGACGCAAGACGGCAGGAGUCAGCCGGGCAUUGAGACGGCCGGAGAGCAACGGACUGAGCAGAGGGAGAAAAAGCAUGGCGGCGCCGGCGAGGAGCACGGUGUGCGUGACCGGCGCGGGAGGGUUCGUGGCGUCGUGGCUCGUCAAGCUCCUCCUCUCCACCGGCCACUACGCCGUCCGCGGCACCGUGCGCGAUCCCAGUGGUGGCGAGAAUGCUCAUCUCAUGGCGCUGGAAGGUGCCGGGGAGAGGCUUCGGUUGGUCAAGGCUGACGUACUGGAGUACGGCAGCGUGGCGUCGGCAAUCGCCGGCUGUGAUGGUGUCUUCCAUGUAGCCAGCCCUGUGCCGUCCGGCCCAUGUCCCAACCCUGAGGCAGAUGUCUUAGCUGCUACUGUAACUGGCACACUGAAUGUGUUGAAAGCUUGCUACGAGGCAAAAGUUAAGCGAGUUGUGGUGGUAUUUUCAUUUGUUGCCGUGGGUUUCAAUCCCUGGCCCAAGGGCAUCGCCUUCAACGAAGAUAGCUGGUCAGAUGAGGAGUACUGCAGAAAGCAUCAGGAAUUUGGAUGGUAUUUCCUUUCUAAAACAUUGGCAGAGCGUGAGGCCUUUGCUUAUGUAGCAAAAACUGGACUGGAUGUUGUAACUGUUUGCCCAACAUUGGUCAUCGGACCAUUGAUGCAAUCUUCAAUUAGCACAAGCGUUAAAAUAUUUCUCAAUUAUAUCAAAGAUGAGGAGGAGUCCGUCGAACAUAAGUUUGAGCAUUUUGUGGAUGUUCGUGAUGUUGCUGAUGCUCUUCUGUUGGCUUAUGAAAACCCAAAGGCGUCUGGAAGGUACCUUUGUAGUUCAGCACCAAUAAGAGUCUCCGAUAUUGUAAACAUAUUAAAGAAUUCAUACCCAACGAACAACUAUCAAAAAAGUAUCUUUGUGGAAACAGAAAACAGCACCAGGUGUAACACGGAGAAGCUUGAGAAGCUAGGGUGGAGCUCCAGGCCUAUAGAGAAAACUCUCCAUGACAACAUCGAAAGCUGCCGAGCUCUUGGCAUCCUGAAUUAGCCUCCAACUUGGGGACCAUUUGGCCAUGGUGAGACUGAAUAAGCUAGAGAAGUAAUGAGUAGCUCAGGUAAGAGUAGUACCCUCCAGUUGAGGCCCACUCUGUCUGGGGUGCAGUUAUGCAUCACAGAAGAUGACAGAUAAACCGUUGUCAUCUUCUGCGGCUGGUCUGCAGCCUGAUUGGUAGGCCACGUGAUGAUUAUUAGGCUGUGCCGUUGAAAGAAUUGAGCGGGGUAAAAACUCACUAGAGUUGGUAAUGUCAUUCACGUGUAAGAGAGUCCGAAAACUAAAAAAGUCAUAACU
Messenger RNA from Setaria italica (foxtail millet), 1379 nucleotides. RefSeq names its product tetraketide alpha-pyrone reductase 1. Bases 108 to 1079 code for a protein of 323 amino acids. Gene Ontology annotation, molecular function: oxidoreductase activity, acting on the CH-OH group of donors, NAD or NADP as acceptor. Lineage: Eukaryota; Viridiplantae; Streptophyta; Magnoliopsida; Poales; Poaceae. The record is from RefSeq and is a predicted model, not a curated record. The transcript is spliced from 6 exons.